AUGUGCCCCCUUCUAAUACCCUUUCUGAGCCCCAGCCUCAGCUCCAGUCCCAACUACAUCCUCUCUCUGAACCCCAGCCACUACCCCAGCCUGAUACCCUUCCCCAGCCUUGGCCCCAGCCUCAGACCCUACCCCAGCCUGAUACCCUUUCUGGUCCCCAGCCACUACCCCAGCCGGAUAGCCUUCCUGAGCCCCAGCACCUACCCCAGCCCGAUACCCUUCCUGAGCCCCAGCCCCUACCCCAGCCAUGAGCUGGGCAGUACAGGCAGAGAAAGAGGGAGGACGGAGAGAGAGACAGGCAAAGACAUAAGAGAAAAGGUUCCAGCAGACAGAAUGCCAGAUCGACUGCUGACAAUGAGGGAGAUUUUGGAAACUGAGGACCACUCCAGCCCGGGUAACUCAGCGAAGCAGAAGGCCUGUAUGUUCUACCGUUCCUGUAUGGACACUGGCCCCACAGAGACCGCCGGGCCAGAACCUUUCCUCAGGCUAGUCCACAAGCUGGGUGGCUGGGCUGUAUCAGGCCAGUGGAACCAGACAGAUUUCAACUCCACUCUGUCUCUACUGAUGAGAGACUAUGGCACCUUCCCAUUCUUUAGUGUUUAUGUGGGCAAGGAUCCUAACGACACUCAAGGAGACAAGCGAUACAUACAGGUCAGUUAGACUGGGGUUCUGGGGCAGUGAAAUACCUAAUGGGUGUUCUACAGUAUAUACAGUAAUGGAUUAUAU
Molecule: messenger RNA, 726 nt
Organism: Salvelinus sp. IW2-2015
Lineage: Eukaryota; Metazoa; Chordata; Actinopteri; Salmoniformes; Salmonidae
Source: RefSeq, a predicted model, not a curated record